UGGGAGAUACGGAUCCGACAGAACAUUAGGGAUACUGUUCUGGGCUAUUGGUGUUUAUCUAAGAAAGUAACGAGAGGGAGAUAACCGGCAAAUAUGCUUUUAAGUAGAUAAACAAUAGUGUGCAACUGGAAUCGUUAGAUAUUGAUGAACGAGCAGUGGCGCGUGAGUCACGUGGUCCGUUGCCGUUAUAUGGAUGUAAUUUCAGAAUACACACUCGUCUGUGCAUUAUCAUAUUGGACAUAUCUCCACGUGUUACCAAUACUUCGGAACAAUUAGUGCGGAAGAAAAUUCCAAACUGUUCUAUGGAUAUUUUAUUCAAGUUUGUUUUUUUUUAAGUUUUUUUUUUGUAAAUUGCAUUUAAAUUGUAACUGUGAUUUGCAAAACUUGUCUAUAUGCAUCAUUCAGUAAAUGGAUUGAUCUGUGAAGAAGGACGAACUAAUUUAAGGCGUGCACAAAAAAGCUCAACUACAUACAGAGUGUAUACUUGAACAAAUUGAUUUGUGAGCAGAAUAUAAUUGGGACAACAGACAUAUAAAAUCACAUUAUAGAUACUGCAUGGCGGUUUAAGUGAAUACAACUCCAUAACAAAUACCUACUUGUCAUUCGCGUGACAAAAUUUAAUCAAUGUUUUUUUAUAUAUUUAAUUUCGUUGGAUUUUAAAUUAAAUUUUCAAUGAGCUCUUAAAGUGAUUUAGCAUUAAUGACCAGGUGUUGAAUCGAGAGAUUGACUAAAUCGUGGAAGUGACAGGAGGCGUCAACACUUAAUGUUUCACCUGAAUCAUAUGUGUGCGGGUCAUACUCGAGAGAGCAGAGUUAACGGCCACGCUCUCUAUAACCUUUUACACGAGAUCAUUGUGGCUCUCGCUACGUCAAACAGAGCGGACGUAUUAACACUUAGAUACAAAUAAACUGUUAACUGUACUGGGCCUGUUAAAGUACUUGUUAACGAUUUUCUCAUUUUCGGAAUAAUCUGGAAGUAAACAGGAAAUUUUCCAGAGGUGUGAGAGAAAUCUACUGUAUUGUCGCUUUGACUGUAUAAAGGAUAUUUACGAAACUAACAUUUUCGGAAUACUCUGGAAGUAAAUAAGAUUUUGUCAGAGGUGUGGGACAAAUCUACAGCGGCGUUGCUUUGUAAUUUUCGGAAUACUCUGGAAGAAAACAGGAAAUUUCGGAAGCGCGAGAAAAAUCUGCAGUACUGUUGUUUUGACUGUGUUUCUUGUAAAAAAAAACUGAACGCUUUCACCAACCGUAGGAUUGAAAAUAUAAACAAACUAAGCACGUGCGCAUGUGAAAUAUCUGGCAUGAGAUUAUAGUAAUAUCGUACGUGGAAUUUUACAGGAUAUUCUAACAUGUGGAACCAACACGAACCCAUGGGGAGGAAAGUAUUAACAUUGGAGUGAUCGAAGGUAUGCUUCUUAUGAACUAGCAGGUAAUGAGAUAAAGUACAUCGUUGUCAAUAACCAUGUAUACUUAGAAGUUUUUUUUUUUAUAUCUUGCAAUUGUUUGAAAGGAAACAAAACACAAAAUGGAGUGUUCUAUACAGGACAUUGAAACUGAAAACAGUACAUGUUUCUAUGGUAAUCAGCACAAAUUCUUUUCUUCCGGAAUUUCCGUCAAAUUUGACAUUUCCAAUUUAUGGAAUACUCUGUCCUAUAAUAGCCAUAUUGACACUGAUUUCUAACUUUAUCGUAGUCUGUGUGUUUAUGAAGCGACAGAUGCGAUCGGUCACUACAGUAUUUUUGGCCGGACUAGCGGUAUCCGACACGCUGUCCGCGGCACUCUGGAGCAUCACUCAUUUCUUCUUUUACGGAAUAAGGGAUAAACGGAACGAACCAUUGCUAUAUCCUGACUGCAUAUUUCACGACUUUGCGCUCUACUUUGCGGUAAUAUUCCAUACGACAUCGGUCUGGCUCACACUGACACUUGGAUUACAACGGUGUAUAAUCGUUGUCAAACCAUUCAAAGGACCAAGAUUAUGGACAAUUCGUAAGUCGACUUUCAUAGCUGUGAUGGCGUAUCUGAUUCCGACGAUAUUUUUCACUCCCCUCUUUUUCAUGAAGAACUAUAUUCCGUUUCAUUUUAUCGCGGAUGAUAACACAACAUCGGUCUAUUGUACGGCAUAUCUAGCGCCCUGGUUUGUUAAUGACGUGAAGCCGUUCAGCAUUGUCUAUUACAUCUUCCGGGGUGUAUUCGUUCAGCUUCUCCCAUGUGUGUUAAUGAUGAUAAGUACCGCCAUACUGGCGUACAAACUACGUCACGAGAGGAUACUGCAACGCCACAUGUCGCGGAUAGUGGACGGACAAAAACGCGACUUUCAGCGGAGACAGCGGACAACUCUUAUGGUUGUUAUUAUUAUGGUCAUUUUCAUGAUUGUAGAAAUUCCAACUGGAAUUGUCUUUGGGAUUAAAUUCUACGAAGAUACAACAAAUAAACUAAUUUUGACCAGAGAUGUGGAUUAUCCGUUUGCAAUAUUUCAGAAUUUUUUGUUAUUGUUAAGUUACCAUUGUAAUUUUUGGAUUUACGUUGGACUGAGUGCACGAUUUAGAAAAACUCUUCAGAAUUUCUUUUUUGGCUAUUCCUUAAAGAAAACAAUGGAAGAAGUAAUUUCUUUGAGUAUCAGAACCCCUCAUAAUUACUCUGAUAGAAGUACUCGCCAAUCACUUGUUGUGAAUGGCAACGGCCAUUGCUACACCGAGAGAUGACGCCAGGAGACCGCAUUACGUCAUCCGCUGAUGACGUAAGCAAUUAUAACAACACUAUAAACCUGGUGUAUGGAAGAAAUCAAAUAUGUGUAAAGUGAUGAUAUCUGAAUGGAUAUAUGACAACAAGAAUGGAUUGUGGCUUAUAAUGAGUUAGUUUACGUACAUGUAUACAAUUGUACAUGUUCCAAUUGGACGGAUGUAAUAUUCGAGCCAUAGAUAUAUAACCGUUCUAUGUGAGGUCUGUAUUCUUCAGCAGUAUUGAAUAUACCAAUUACACACAUCAAUGUAUUUCCAUGCAAACGGACGUCGGAUUCGAUAAUACGGAGAAGGUUAUUACAAUAUGUUUCGAUAGAUUUUCCACGGCAUUGUUUAGCCUUGUAUUGUUCUUCCAAGACGUGCAAAUUGAGUGGGAGUUUCCGGAACAAUGGAAACCGUCCAUGCACCAUAGUAACUCCCACCAGGAUAGAAGCGGACUUCAAAGGAACUGUGAAUCAGUGGUAUAAUUUGUGUUUCUGGAUAUUCUGUGGUGCUGUACCAAGAUCAGUUUUUAACGAUAAAAAUCAAAUUAUACUAUACAUUUAUGUUUAUAUUAUGUUCAUUUCAUUAAUGUAAUAAUCUUGAUAUAUAUAUAUAUAUAACGAUUAAAUAUAUUGUAUACAAA
Pecten maximus is the source of this 3362-nucleotide messenger RNA. Its product is annotated as sex peptide receptor-like. Gene Ontology annotation, biological process: G protein-coupled receptor signaling pathway. The coding region runs from base 1574 to 2701 and encodes 375 amino acids. Gene Ontology annotation, cellular component: membrane. Lineage: Eukaryota; Metazoa; Mollusca; Bivalvia; Pectinida; Pectinidae. Gene Ontology annotation, molecular function: G protein-coupled peptide receptor activity. The transcript has a single exon. The record is from RefSeq and is a predicted model, not a curated record.